This is a messenger RNA of Danio rerio (zebrafish), 3869 nucleotides long. RefSeq names its product ER lipid raft associated 2 (gene erlin2). NCBI's taxonomy places the organism in Eukaryota, Metazoa, Chordata, Actinopteri, Cypriniformes, Danionidae. Gene Ontology annotation, cellular component: endoplasmic reticulum membrane; endoplasmic reticulum. Gene Ontology annotation, molecular function: ubiquitin protein ligase binding. The record is from RefSeq and is marked provisional.
CAAUGACGUCAGACGCAAAAUAGCGUCUCUGUUUUUUUUUUCUCCUCAUUGAUCGCAGGUGUUUCUACCGGCCAUCGGAAAGGAGUUACAGUACAUACUUAGAAUGACACUGGGAGCAGUCGCCUCCUUGAUCCUUGCCAUUGGAGGAGCUGCAGUCUUUUCUGCACUACAUAAGAUUGAAGAAGGACAUGUGGGUGUUUACUACAGAGGUGGAGCUCUGCUGACUGCCACUAGUGGCCCUGGAUUUCAUCUGAUGCUGCCGUUCAUUACUACAUUCAAGUCUGUACAGACAACCCUACAAACAGAUGAAGUGAAGAAUGUUCCAUGCGGCACAGGUGGAGGUGUAAUGAUCUACUUUGAUCGCAUUGAGGUGGUGAACUACCUUGUUCCCUCAGCAGUUUAUGGCAUCGUGAGAAACUUCACAGCAGACUAUGACAAAGCCCUGAUUUUCAAUAAGGUUCACCAUGAGCUGAAUCAGUUCUGUAGUGUUCACACGCUUCAGGAUGUCUACAUUGGUCUGUUUGAUCAAAUAGAUGAGAAUCUUAAGCUGACGCUCCAGGAGGAUCUAACCAGCAUGGCUCCUGGACUCAUCAUUCAGGCGGUCCGUGUUACUAAACCAAACAUUCCAGAAAGCAUACGCAGGAACUAUGAGCUAAUGGAGAGUGAGAGAACAAAGUUACUGAUUGCAGCUCAGACUCAGAAGGUGGUGGAGAAAGAGGCAGAGACAGAGAGGAAAAAGGCUGUCAUUGAGGCAGAGAAGGUGGCUCAGGUGGCUGAAAUCAAAUUUGGACAAAAGGUUAUGGAAAAAGAAACGGAGAAAAAGAUCUCACAAAUUGAAGACAGUGCGUACCUCGCUAGGCAGAAAGCAAAAGCAGAUGCAGAAUUCUACUCAGCGCAGAGAGCAGCGGAGGCCAAUAAGCUCAAGCUGACUCCUGAAUAUCUCCAGCUGAUGAAAUUUAAGGCAAUAGCGGCUAACAGCAAGAUUUACUUUGGAAGUGAGAUCCCUCACAUGUUUAUGGACUCUGGGCCAGGAAGCUCCUCCUCAGCUGCUUCCAAAGCCAUCGACGUGCUCUCAGAGGGGAUGCUGGACUUGGAAUGACAACAGACAGAGCAGAAAGUUGUAGCACUGAGAAUAAAUUAACAGGUAAUGAAAGAGACUAAUGGCCAGUCAUUAGACUACAUUGUGCCAGUCGGUGCAGCUGAAACCACUUUCGUAAAGAAUUAUGAUGCUGUAUUAGCGGGACAGAAACACUACAUGUGCAUCUGCACCCCAGUGACUUGAUCACAAAGCUGGUUCUUUUGGUUGAACAGACGGUUUUUCUUUCUUUUGAAUAGAACAUAUGUGGACAUUUGAAUGUGAAAUAAAUGGAUAUUUUGUCCAAAAAUUAAAAUUCUGUCAUUUACUCAGCCUCAACUUGUUCCAAACCUUUUAUGACAGGGUGUCCGCAAGGUUUAAAAAUGUCUUAAAUUUCAAAAACUAAAUUUUAGGUCUUAAAAAGUCUUAAAUUCAGUUAAAUAUUUUGUUGUAGGUCUUAAAUCAUAAUUUUAAUUUUCCUAUGUCCAAAUAAAGCUGCCCAAUCACCAAUAAUUCUUCUCGAAACUUAUAUGUAUAUAGGUUUUUACUGCAAAAUGAGUCACAACAACUGUUAAACAGCAACUGUUUACAGCAACUUUUCCUAAUUAAAUUCCCUAAGCAGAGAAAGAAAACUAAAGCAACACAUCCGUUUACAUGAUCUUCCAUUAAUACAAGAACUAUUCGAAAAACUUCUUAGUGUUUAGCCCUGUGAAAGUCUAAAAUGUCAUUCAUAAUGUUUUUAAAAGGGUCUUAAAUUUGACUCAAAGAAACCUGCAGAAACCUUGUAUAAGUAUAUUUAGAAGAUUUUUAACAUCCUGAAGUCAUUGGUUUCAGUAGUAUUACAUUUCUUACUAUUGAAGUCAAUAACUAUUGGUUGCCAACAAUUGUCCUUUGUUCAGUGGAAAAAAGAAUCUCAUAAAGGUUUCGAACCACUUGAGGGUUAGUAAAUGCUAAGUACAUUUUUAUUUUUUGGAUUAACUAUACCUUAGAAACUAGUGGCAUGUAUGCACAAGAUUUGUGCAUGUAUUACCAUAAAUCAGCUUCCUAAAAAUAUCUCUUUUUUUAACAUUGAAGGAUUGAUUUAUGUACUUAAAGGAAUAGUUCACCAAAACAAAAAAGCAUGUCGUUGUUUACUCACCUUUGUUUUCUUCUGAUGAACAUAACAUUUAUUUUGAGGAUCUGUAACCAAACCAUUGCUGGUCACCAUCGACUUUCAUAAUACUUUUUCUCUAGUACUGGGGACCAUCAACCUGUUGGGAACAAGUAUUCAGAAUUCAAAAUAUUUUCCUUUGUGUUCAGCAAAAAAAAAAAAAAAAAUUAACUAAAGUUUGGAACCACUUAAGGGUGAGUAAAUGGUGAUUAAAUUUCCAUUUUUUGUUUGAAGUAAGUAUUUAAUAAACCAACUAAAAAGCAUCUUAAAGGCUCUUACUCCUCAGGGAUUCUUUUGUUAUGUUGAAAUGAUUUUUGUUUUCUCAUAAAAGACCCAAUCCCAAUUUAUUUUUUAAUUUAGUUGUCAUUUGUUUUGCAUUUUCACAGACUGUACUUGUUUUUUUCUCCAUUGUUGGAGCUUAGGUAAUUAAAAAAAUUACUACACAGAGCAACUAAAGAUCUUCCAAGAGGUAAAAGUGAGAAGAUGGUUGUAUAAACCUCCAGCAAAAAUCUCGCAUGAAAACAGAUUAGCAAGUAGUUUUUAUUAAAUAUAAAACAUAUUAUUAUAAUUAAGAACUUUGGUGCAGUUUUAGUAUUUUGAACUUCUCCAUCUUAUAGCAAUGCACAGUGCACUAUAUAAUGAGAUUCUCUUUAAUUGGCAGGCAUUUUGUGCCUUAUUUUAGCACUGAUAGAGCAGGGCUGUGAGCUCGUAUCCUUUCCAACUCUUCAGUCACUUUCAUAUUUCAGAGGACUUGAGUGUGGACUGCAUCAGAAAUGAGUCAUUUGACCAUUAAAAAUCAGCAGUCUGUGGGCUGCUUCUCACCCAUGGGAAGAUGAUUCUGCAUUUUAGUUUUUUUUUUUUUUAUCUAGUAAGUCAUGUUUGGAAUUUGUUCCGAGAAAUGUUCCAUUUCCACCAAUAUCCCCUCUCCCAGUGUUUCAAAUUGUUAUGUGUUAAGAUCUUGUACAGUAUCUUUUACUAGUAAACCAUCUGGAUCAAUAGCUUGCCUCCAUUUGUAAUCAGAAUUUAGUUGUGUUAGUUUACAUUUAUAUGUGAGCAAGACUGCAACUUGAAGGAUGAAAAAAGGUUUUCAUCGUUAUAUGUAUAUAGAAUCCAAAAAUUGAGCAGCAUACCUCAUGUCUAAAUGCAUAUAUUGAUGUCUCUUAUGUUACUGUCUUUGAAAGUUGCACAGGAUUUAAUUUAAUAAGGCUUUUUCUGUUUAUUUGAACGCACUGGUGUGCAGACAAAGAACUGAUUUGUUUUAAACAUUGUAGCAGAUUGCUUAAUACUUCAAGACUCAACAAAACUUCCCAAAGACCUUUACUGUUCAUGCCUGGGUUUCACUUUCAGAGUGUUGUCACGUUCACAAUCACAAGAGUCUUUAUUUGAUGUGCAUAACUGUACUUUAAAUUGACUGUGUAUAGGGUUGGUGACUUGUUUAUACAGUAAAGAUGUUUUUCUUAAGUCUUUGUAUCUAAUUUUUAUAACAUAUUCAGGUGACGUGCUCUAAUGCAUGCUUGAUAAAGAUGCGUACUAACAUUCACACUUGUUAAGUAACUAAUCCAUGUAUGUAAAGCCAUGUUUGAGCAGGAUAAUUAUAACAAUCGUCUCAGCACAACAUUGAGUUAAAUAAAUACAAAUGAAAGU